GUUUUGCUGUCUCAGCAUGGAGAGAACAUGGACCUAACUGCGUCUUCAACAACAGUCCAGUCCACUGCAGAAUGUCCUUGUGCGUACACGCGUCUCGUUUCUCCUCAGCACUGUUCUCAGCUGUGUUGAAUUAUUCACUGAAGAGUAUGAGUUUGACCCUCCACUCGGUGAGGUCAGUUUGAGAAGGCCACUGGAAAUUAGCGCUCAUCCGGGACUUAAAGGAGACAUGAGCACACGGGUCUCGUGGUUAGUUCCCGAGCUCUUACACAUACUUAUCCAGAACAUCGCCAAAUGGAAGCUAAAGGAUGCUGGACAGAAAUAUCUUGUUUGGAGUGAUGGGCAGCAGCAGCUGAGACACUGAAGGUCUGCGCCUGGCCGCUUAACGAGCCCCGGUGUCGCGCGCAUACUUUCUCUGAGCACAGGAAACGAUGUCAUGGGACGAGAGUGUUUUCAGAUCCAUUUUAAUCUUAUUUGGUAGGACAAAAACGCCACGGAGUGUUUCGAAAAGUUCUUCUUUGAGAUGUUUUAUAGAAUGCCAUUUUUGACGUGUGACUGGACUGUAAACAUCGUGUCCAAUCUGGCAACCCAACAUCCUCGUGCCCAUUGAACGCUGAGCCGUGUGCGCUUGGCAAUCACCGAGGAAAGUGUGGAGGCUGUAGUAUGGGACAGCAAUGUUGUCCAGGGAAGGUGUUAUUCCUGACGAUUAUGUCCUGACCCGGUUGGCGGAGGACGUCCUGCAACCCAAAUUCAAGACUAAACAGAGGAAGUCGCGCUUUGUGGACAAGAACGGCACGUGCAACGUAGCGCACACGAACAUCCGCGAACAGGGCCGCUUCCUGCAGGACGUGUUCACCACGCUGGUGGAUCUAAAAUGGCUUUACACGCUGAUUAUCUUCACCAUGUCUUUCCUGUGCACUUGGUUCCUGUUUGGCAUGAUCUGGUGGCUCGUUGCUUUCGCACACGGUGACCUGGACACGAACGCGGACGGAUUUGUUCCGUGCGUCACCCAAAUACACUCGUUCUCCUCGGCGUUCUUGUUCUCCAUCGAAGUUCAGGUGACGAUAGGAUUCGGAGGGCGCAUGAUUACGGAGGAGUGCGUGUCCGCAGUUAUAGUGUUGAUCGUACAGAACAUUGUAGGCCUGGUGAUUAACGCGAUCAUGCUGGGCUGCAUCUUUAUGAAGACUGCGCAAGCGCGCCGCCGCGCUGAGACCCUGAUCUUCAGCAAGCACGCGGUGAUCUCGCUGAGGAACGGCAAGUUGUGCCUCAUGGUGCGCAUCGGCGACCUGCGCAAGAGCAUGAUCAUCAGCGCCACAGUGCACAUGCAGCUGGUGCGCCGCAACACCACGGACGAGGGCGAAGUGAUUCCGCUGGAGCAGACCGACAUCCAGACUGACAACCCGGUGGGCGGAAGCAGCAUCUUCCUCGUGUCUCCGCUCGUCAUCAGCCACGUGAUUGACAAGAGCAGCCCCAUGUACGAGCUGUCAGCUGAAGACUUGCAGCGCGAAAACAUCGAGGUGGUGGUGGUGUUGGAGGGCGUGGUGGAGACCACCGGCAUCACCACACAGGCGCGCACAUCCUACGUGUCUGAGGAGAUCCUGUGGGGUCAGCGCUUCGUGCCCACUGUGUCCGAGGACGACGGCAUGUACGCCGUGGAUUACUCCAAAUUCGGCAAAACGGUGAAGGUUCCCACGCCGAUCUGCAGUGCCCGGAAGUUGGACGAGGAAGACGGCGUGGUUUGGUUUAAACCGCGAGACCUCACAUCCGCCAGAGGUUCUGUGCGAAGGCGAGUAAAGCGGCAAGCGACCCAUCACGAUGCGUGAACCUUACUGUCAUGGGGAAAAUUCCUUUUUAGAUAGGGAUACUGCGUGCACUUCAUCUAUAUCCUAUAGAUUAAAUCAGCUUGAAACUGAUUCUAUAUGUUCUUUAAAGUUUUGAAUUGGCUUUUUUUUUAAUGCUGAUGAAAUGUAGGCAUGCAAUAAAUAAAUUUAGCCCGUGUGAAGUGUUAAUACAUACAGUGCCCUCCACUAAUAUUGGCACCCUUGGUAAAUAUGAGCAAGGAAGGCCGUGAAAAAUUGUCUUUAACCUUUUGAUAUUUUGUUUAAAAAAAAAAAUCACAAAAAUACUCUCGUGGAUAUCAAAGAAUUGCAAACAAAACAGGUUUAUAAAAAAUAUAUAUAGCUUUGUUAAAUAUAGGUAUGUAACAAUUAUUGUGGCACCCACAACACGUGUCAAUGACCACAACACUUCUCAAAAAAGUUGGGACGGGGCAACAAAAUGCUGGAAAAGUAAGUGUUAAUAAAAAGAAUUCAUAUGAGAGAAAUAGUAUAUUUAUAUUCCCAUAGAUAUUUAACUUUUUUGUACACUUCACUGACUAGGAACAGGAAAUUGUUCAACCAUGGUUUCCUGUUUCACAGGGGUAUAAACAUGAGGUAACAAAAAAAAGGCCAAAUUCCCUUAGUCAUUCAUCACAAUGGGGAAGACCAAGGAAUAUACCUGUGACCUGCAGCAAAAGGUUGUUGAGCUUCACAAAAUGGGAAGUGGCUAUAAGAAAGCAAAAGCAUUGAAAAUACCCAUUUCCACCAUCAGGACAAUAAUUAAGACGUUCCAGUCAACUGGAAAGGUUAUGAAUCAACCUGGAAUUGGACGCGUGUCUAUAUUGUCUCAACGCACUGUGAAGAGGAUGGUUCAAGUGUCCAAAAAACAAGGAUCACAGCUGGAGAAUUACAGAAUUUAGUUGCGUCUUGGGGUCAGAAAGUCUCCAAAACUACAAUUUGAAGUCACCUACAUCACCACAAGUUAUUUGGAAGGGUUUCAAGAAAAACGCCUCUACUCAUCCAAAAACAAACUCAAGCGUCUUCAGUUUUCCAGACACUACUGGAACUUCAAAUGGAAUCGGGUUCUAUAGUCAGAUGAAACCAAAAUAAAGCUUUUUUGGCAAUAAACACCAGAGGUGGUUUUAAUGCACACAGAGAGGUAGCCAUAUGGAAAAGUACCUCAUGCCCACGGUUAAAUAUGGUGGUGGCUCUUUAAUGUUUUGGGGCUGUUUUUCUGCCAGAGGACCUGGACAUUUUGUUUGAAUACAUGGCAUCAUGGACUAUAUCAUAUAUCAACAGAUAUUAAAUGAAAACCUGAUUGCCUAUGCCAGAAAGCUUAAAAUGGGCCGUGGUUGGAUCUUCAGCAGGACAAUGAUCCAAAACAUACAUCAAAAUCAACACAAAAAUGGUUUACUGACCACAAAAAUCAAGGUCCUGCCAUGGCCAUCCGAGUCCUCUGACUUGGAAUCCCACAGAAAACCUGUGGGGUGAACUGAAGAGGAGAGUGCUCUAGCAUGGAACUCAAAAUUUGAAGGAUCUGGAGAGAUUCUGUAUGGAGGAAUGGUCUCAGAUCCUUUGCCAACCUGAUCAGGCAUUAUAGGAGAAGACUCAGAGCUGUUAUUUUGGCAAAGGGAGGUAGCCCAAAGUAUUAACUAAAAGAAUGCCAAUAAUUGUUGCACAGCUAUAUUUAACAAAGAUUUUUAUUUAUUUAUUUUUUGGAUAAAGCUGUGUUGUGUUUGUUUAAAAUAUUUUCAGUUUUCUUUGCUCAUAUUUACCAAGGGUGCCAAUAUUAGUGGAGGGCACUGUAUGUGCCAAAACAUAACCUAUUUGUCAAUUAAAUAAAUACAGACAUGCAUGGUAUUUUUCUCAGGGGAUCUAACGAUCACAUUUUGCUAUAGAAAAAUGUCCCUCCACACUGGCCUUGGCAUGCAAAUAAACUGGAUUGUUUUCAUGA
Molecule: messenger RNA, 3768 nt
Organism: Ictalurus punctatus (channel catfish)
Lineage: Eukaryota; Metazoa; Chordata; Actinopteri; Siluriformes; Ictaluridae
Gene: kcnj11
Product: potassium inwardly rectifying channel subfamily J member 11
Exons: 1
Coding region: 672-1820 (382 amino acids)
Biological process (GO): potassium ion import across plasma membrane; regulation of monoatomic ion transmembrane transport
Cellular component (GO): plasma membrane
Molecular function (GO): ATP-activated inward rectifier potassium channel activity
Source: RefSeq, a predicted model, not a curated record